This is a messenger RNA of Olea europaea var. sylvestris, 324 nucleotides long. RefSeq lists its product as uncharacterized. Lineage: Eukaryota; Viridiplantae; Streptophyta; Magnoliopsida; Lamiales; Oleaceae. The record is from RefSeq and is a predicted model, not a curated record. The transcript has 2 exons. Bases 1 to 324 code for a protein of 107 amino acids.
AUGAAUAAAUUGAAUUUGGACUUGAAGGCUGCAGAUGAAAAACUUCUAUUACAACUUAAUGAGCUGGAUGAGCUCAGAAUGGAGGCCUAUGAAAAUUCAAGACUCAACAAAGAACACCCCAAGAAGUUUAAGCUGUUUCCAGGAAAGCUGCGAUCGAGAUGUUCUGGUCCCUAUACUAUUACACAGGUAUUUUCACAUGGAGCAGUUGGGAUCACUUAUGACAGUAAGGGGACAUUUAAGGUCAAUGGACAGCGUUUGAAACACUAUUGGAGUGACGAUUUCUCAAAGAAAAAGUCUACCGUUCAUCUUAGGCCACCAGAAUGA